AUGACCCAAUCUUGUGAAGUCCAACUACCCGUCCACUGCGCCAAGUUUAUUCGCUUGGCAAGCUCGCCGCCAAGUGCCUCUUCCGUGAGGAGGCUGAGCGGUGCCCAGUGGUUCAGCCUUCUCUCGGCGAGGGCGGCGACCAUCCUCGCCUGGGCCUUCGCCGAGAUGCAGCUGCUCAUCACCACGGCCCUGCACCUUUGUCGCGCCGUGAUGGCCACCUUGAGCCUGCAGAGGUCCCACACAAGAUAUGACUGCGACUUUCUGGAUGACUGGAGGAAUUUGUCGCAAGCGUGGUCUUGGCAGAUAGGCAGCUUCUUCGUGCUGAUGCUGAACAACCGCUCGGCGGCGCUGUUCGCCACGAGCGACUCCGGCUACGGCAAGCUGGUGCGAGACCUCCUUGAGGAGAAAGCCGCAGGCAACUUUGGCCGACUCCGGUGCAUGUUUGAGCUCGCCACUUUUCUCCGGAAUCGGUGCAGCCGCACGACCCAGCUCCUGCCAGUGGAGAUAUGUCUUGGCCUGGACUUGCCAAAGCAGCUGCAAACUUUCGAUGCUCAUCAGGCUAGUUGCUACUGCUGCACGGUGCCUGCAGUUUUGUUCGGCGUGGAGUUUGGAGUCCUUCUUUGGAGUGGCACUAUGGUGCAUCGUACAAAACCUCGGAGCAAUGUUCCCAUCUUCUGCGACCGACAGCUGAUCUUGGGAAACCUGGCGGGGUGGUAUGCAGACCCCGAAGACUGUGUGGGGAUCGAUCGAGCAGUUGAGCAAUUCAACUACGUGGUGCGCAAGGAGCUCGCCGACGUUUGCCUUGAGAUGAUGUCGGGCCGCGAUGUUCUGUGGCAGUCCAUGAGCUGUCCGGUCUGCACCGAUCUCCUGGGCGAGAUUGGCUUCCCCUCGGACUCGAUGGAAGGUCGGAGCCGGGACCUACCUUGCUGGGCCCUGCAUUCCAGGAAAACCAGAGAUGUGGCACCAGCUUCUGCCACAGCUUUUGCUGCACAUGUUCGCAGCGGCGCAGCUGUUCUCGACAGUGUGGACUCUACAGGCGACACAUCUCAAACACCAGCAUCGGUUCAUGGCUGCUUUGAUGUUGACCUUCAUCCUGAUCGGCUUGGCGGCGGUGCUGUGGGACUUUCGGUUGACGGCAGCCUGCAGCAUUAG
Symbiodinium sp. CCMP2592 is the source of this 1152-nucleotide messenger RNA. The record is from the annotation of a GenBank genome assembly. NCBI's taxonomy places the organism in Eukaryota, Dinophyceae, Suessiales, Symbiodiniaceae.